Molecule: messenger RNA, 1884 nt
Organism: Psilocybe cubensis
Lineage: Eukaryota; Fungi; Basidiomycota; Agaricomycetes; Agaricales; Agrocybaceae
Exons: 4
Coding region: 1-1884 (627 amino acids)
Biological process (GO): carnitine metabolic process
Cellular component (GO): peroxisome; mitochondrion
Molecular function (GO): carnitine O-acetyltransferase activity
Source: RefSeq, a predicted model, not a curated record
AUGUCUAGAAAAUCCUCUUCCCUGCCUCCAGGCUACUCCAUAGAUGCCUCUGCGCCUCCUAUGCUACGAUACCAAGCCUCCCUCCCCCGUCUCCCCGUGCCCACCCUCGAAUCCACAUGCGCCAAAUACCUCGAAACCGCACAACCCCUGCUCACACAGGAAGAAUUCUCCAAAACCAAAUCCGCCGUCUCCACCUUCCUCUCCUCCCCGCUCGCCGCCGAGCUCCAAAAGCGAUUGAAGGACCGCGCAGCGGCGCCCGAGACGCUUAGCUGGCUCAGCGAGUGGUGGAACGAGGCGGCGUAUAUGGGGUACCGCGACCCUGUCGUCGUGUUUGUCAGCUACUUCUUCGUGCAUCUUGACGAUCGUACGAGACGGGACCCUGCAAAGCGCGCGGCGAGCUUGAUCAAAGCGAUGCUCCCGUUCCGCGAACUCGUCGAGAGUGGCCGGCUGGAACCUGAAAAAGUGCGGGGUGCGCCCCUGUGCAUGGCCUCGUACAAAUGGCUGUUCCACUCCUCCAGAUACCCCGUCAAGCCAUCCGACACCGCCGCCAAAUUCGACGCAAAGUCUAACAACCACAUCAUCGUUCUUCGGAAGAACCGCUUCUUCCUCGUCCCGCUCACCAACACCUCCGGCGCGGAGCUCUCCGCUGCUGAGCUCGAGGCGCAGCUGAACAAUAUCAUCGCACGGGCAGGGGAGACGCCGUACGCGUACCCCGUCGGCGCGCUGACCGCUGACAACCGCGACCUCUGGGCCGACGCGCGUCAAGCGCUGCUUGCGGCAUCGCCCUCGGGAAGGAACGCGGAGCUGCUGAGGAAGAUCGAGGGCGCGAUGAUUGUGCUUGCGCUGGACGACAGCAAGCCCAUCACGCGCGAAGACAUCAGCUGGGGCACCUGGGUGGGCGACGGGAGGAAUCGGUGGUAUGAUAAGCAUCAGCUUGUGGUGUAUGAGAAUGGGCGCUCGGGGUUCCUUGGUGAGCACUCGUGUAUGGAUGGGACGCCGACGUUGAGGAUGAAUGAGUUUGUGCUUGCGGCGCUUGCGCAGGGGAAGGUGGAUUUGGGUCCGGAGGGGGUGGAUGGGGAGAAGUUGCCCGUGGUGGAGGAGUUGGUGUUUGAGUUGGAUGAGAAGGUUAAGGGUCUGGUGCAAGGCGCGGAAAAGAGGUUUGAUGAGCUUGUUGGGAAGCAUGAUCUGCAGGUGUUGCACUACGAAGGCUUUGGCAAGAACUUUACCAAGCACCAUAAAACGUCACCAGACGCGACCGCGCAGCUCAUCAAGCAGCUCGCGUUCCAUAAGAUGAACGGUCGGCCGGGUGUGACGUACGAGAGCGCACAGACGCGCAAGUACCAGCUCGGGCGCACGGAGGUUAUCCGCAGCGCGAGUAAUGAGAGUAAAGCGUGGGCUGAGGCUAUGCUGGAUCCUAAAAUCACCGACCCGGUUUACCUGAAAUCUCUGUUCACGCGCGCGGCGGCGCGACAUAUCCAAUACGCCUCGUGGGCCGCUGACGGCGCCGGCGUCGACCGGCACCUCUUCGGGCUCAAAAAGCUACUCCAACCCACCGAGCCCGUGCCAGCACUAUACACCGACGGCGCAUUCAGCAAAUCAAACCACUGGGAACUGAGCACGAGCCAGCUGAGCAGUCCCUACUUCAGCGGGUGGGGGUACGGCGAGGUGGUGGAGGAUGGGUAUGGAGUUGCGUAUGCUAUUGGGGAUGAUUAUGUUAGGUGGACGAUUACGAAUUUGAGGGGGGGAUAUUCGAGGUUUGGGGAGAGGGUUGAUGGGAGGGUGUUGAAGCAUUAUUUGGCGGAGGCGGCGACGGAGGUGAAGGAUAUGCUUGAGGCGGCGGCGAAGAAGGAGAAGGAGAAGGAGGUGGAGAAGGCGAAGCUUUGA